Molecule: messenger RNA, 1984 nt
Organism: Malania oleifera
Lineage: Eukaryota; Viridiplantae; Streptophyta; Magnoliopsida; Santalales; Ximeniaceae
Exons: 4
Coding region: 206-1606 (466 amino acids)
Biological process (GO): regulation of DNA-templated transcription
Cellular component (GO): nucleus
Molecular function (GO): zinc ion binding
Source: RefSeq, a predicted model, not a curated record
GAUGGGGGAAUUGCUGCGAAGAGGAUUGGCUCCUCUGUGCAGUGAGCCCAGUCCGGUGGAAGUCUUCCUGUGGUAGAAGAGAUAAGACACAGGGCCAAUGCUUUGACGGGUUCUGUGAACAUUUAUUGAGAACCGUUCGAUUAUCAUACGAUUCUCAUCUCAUUUUCUCGGGGCCCACCAGCUCGUGAUCUUAUGGUGACGUGGCAUGAUCUCAACGGUACGGUGUUUCAGAACAUCAUGGAUAUAUAUCGGCAAACCAGUCCCGUCUGUCGAAGAAUGUAAAAGACGAAAAACCAAGCUCUACGCGUUCAUUCAGUCUGUCCCGAGGGCCGAGAGAGAGGGCGGGAGAAUGGGGUCGCCGGGAGAAUGGCUGGAGAAGGCGUUGGUGGAUCUUUGCAAGAGAAUGGAAACUGGUCUGGCUCUCGACAGUGAUAUGAUCUCGGGUUUAGUCUCUUACUGCGAACUCGCUUCUCCCCUCGAUGCUAAAGAGUAUCUCGAUAAUAUUAUUGGUCAGGAAGCUGGCAAGAGUGUAAUUGAGGAAUAUAUGCGACAAAGAGGUCACUUGGAUCUCUACAGCAGCACACCAGAGGUUUCAACUUCUAAAUUGCAUGCAUAUGUAAAGCCACCUUCAGAUGAAAGGUUGGUCACUGGAAGCAAAAAACCAUCAAGAACACCCAAAGAAGUUGCUGUAUCUCAUGAUAAGGUAAACCAAGUCUCAAGUGAAACUGGUGACUCAAGAAACUCAAAUAAAGGAAACCAAGGUGCUUCUAGGAAGAAAAGAUCUGGGAAAGUUGUCCCUCUUGCAGAGGCUGCAAAAGGGUCAAUAGUAUUUCAGCAAGGGAAACCAUGUUCAUGCCAAGCUCGUCGGCACAGACUGGUGAGCAAUUGUUUGUCUUGUGGCAAAAUAGUUUGUGAACAAGAGGGGGAGGGGCCUUGCAGUUUUUGUGGCGCCCUUGUGCUUGGUGAAGGAAGCACAUAUGCUGGUCUAGAUGAAAAUGCGCUUCCCUUGUCAGAUGCUGAAGCAGCAGCUGAAGCCUAUGCAAAGAGGCUUGUUGAAUACGAUCGAAACUCUGCAGUGCGCACAACUGUUAUUGAUGACCAGAGUGAUUAUUACGAUAUAGAGGGGAACAGCUGGUUGUCGAUGGAGGAAAAAGAACUUCUGAGGAAGAAACAAGAGGAGAUUGCAGAAGCUGAGCGGGCCAGGCGUAACAAAGUGGUUAUGACAUUUGACUUGUUUGGCCGCAAGGUACUGAUAAAUGAAGAUGAAGCUUCAGAACUAGAAUCAGAUAAAAGAAUUCUACACCCACCAGAUGAGAGAGAGGUGAACCGAAUUAAACCAAAUCCCAGUCUUAGAAUUCAACCCAUCUUUAUUGACCCUGGCUGCAGUACGAAGCCUGUUAAGAAGAAACAACCAAGUAGGUUCCUGGAUAACGGCUUGUGCUUGGAUAUAACAGGGAGGGUACAGCAUGAUAACCAUGAAUCAAAACAUUUUAUAAUUGACAACCAGGAAGGAACAGCUUCAAAUGGGAAGUUGUGGAGGAGACCAUCUGUGAAUGGAGAUUCACGUCUAGUGGAUGAAGGUGAAUGUUCUUUGGAUUACAAUUGAUUUCUGGGGUUUGUACUUUUUAUGCUUGAUUUAGUUGGCAAGUGCAGUGGUGCUCCAGAAAAACAUUGAAAUAUUUUUGGAAAUUGUUGUUUUAUUAGAGUUGAACAAGUAUAAUGUUUGAAGGCAGAAACAGUAACAUGAAAGUGCUGUAUCUGCAUGAGCUCUUGAGGGCGUCUCUACCAUAAUGGUUUACUAAUAUGCUGUUAUAUCCUGCCAAGUAAGGCGCAAAGCUUGCCAUCUAGAAUGAUACUAUUGCAAACUUCUUGUAUUUGCUUUAUAGACACUUGCGCAAAAAAAAAAAUAUAUAUUAUUGUAAUUUUUGUCCCCAUAUGAUGAACUGAGCAUGUCAUUAAGUUGAAUGUCAUUUGUAUUGAUUCA